Hemiscyllium ocellatum (epaulette shark) is the source of this 6900-nucleotide messenger RNA. It is a transcript of the gene cpdp, whose product is annotated as CPD photolyase. Gene Ontology annotation, molecular function: deoxyribodipyrimidine photo-lyase activity. The coding region runs from base 225 to 1970 and encodes 581 amino acids. The record is from RefSeq and is a predicted model, not a curated record. The transcript has 10 exons. Gene Ontology annotation, biological process: photoreactive repair. NCBI's taxonomy places the organism in Eukaryota, Metazoa, Chordata, Chondrichthyes, Orectolobiformes, Hemiscylliidae.
UUGAAAAAGUUACACGACGUUCCAAUGCUGGCUUUUGUAAAAGAGCAAAAUCGAAGGGAGAGUGAAAAUCGACGGCAGUAGAAGGGCAACAGCGCCUGCGGCUGGCAGCUCAAAGCAGGUUAUUAAGCAUCACUUGCCGAUCAUUUUGCCACAGGCUUUCUGUAAUUUACUGCCCUCAGCCUUCAGGUUGUGUGAGUCUGCAGUGUGCUAAACAAAGAAACAAUAUGUCUAAGAAUGGGAAACAAACCAACAGGAAUGCUAAAGAUUCUGAGCACAAGAAAAAAAUUGAAGAGAAAUCAAAUAAAAAGGAAACUGCAUUUCCUAGCUCCUCCAACAGUCUGAAAACAUCCUCGAAAAAAUCAACGAAGAAACCUAAUCAUAAUAACUCCAGUCAGGAAGAUUCCCCAAAGCUCCAAGCUAAGGGAAAGAGAACAAUGGAAGAGAGACCUCCAGGAUUGAUUGAGGGGAAAUUGUCCAAUUCGAGGAUCAAUAAAAAAAGGAAAACUGAACACCAGGCUGAGACAUCUCCCUCUGGAGAAGGAAAUCUGUUGAAAAGUAUCAAUAAGGCACGUUUGACCACAGCAAAAUCAGUGGAAGAGUUUAAUUUUAACAAAAAACGCAUCCGUCUCCUUUCUAAAACAGAGAGCGUCAGGGAAAACUCUUGGGGAAUUAUUUACUGGAUGUCCCGUGACCAGCGAGUCCAGGAUAACUGGGCUUUCUUAUAUGCACAACGGCUAGCUCUUAAGCAUAAACUUCCGCUCCAUGUCUGCUUCUGUCUGGUGCCCAAAUUCCUAGAUGCCACCAUCCGCCAUUUUGGUUUCAUGCUAAAGGGACUCCAAGAGAUUGCUGAGGAAUGCAAGCAGCUGAAUAUUUCUUUCCAUCUACUCAUUGGUUUCGCCAAAGAUGUGCUGCCAGAGUUUGUGAAAGGGCACAACAUUGGAGGGAUAGUUACAGAUUUCUCUCCAUUGCGUCUCCCACUGGAGUGGAUCGAGGAUGUAAGACACAACCUACCAGAAAAUUUACCAUUUAUUCAGGUUGAUGCUCACAAUAUUGUACCCUGCUGGGUAACUUCAGACAAACAAGAAUACAGUGCCAGAACAAUCAGGAGGAAAAUUCAUGAUAAACUCCCUCAGUUCCUGACAGACUUUCCUCCAGUUAUCCAACAUCCUUUUAGCUCAUCCUUGAAAGUACAGUUGAUUGAUUGGGAUGCAGCUGCAGCAAACCUUGAAGUGGAUCGCACAGUGAAGGAAGUUGAUUGGGCUAAACCAGGGACUGCAGCAGGGCUAAUUAGGUUGGAGUCAUUCAUUAAGGAGCAGCUUCAGCAUUUCAGCACUGACAGAAACAAUCCAAAUAAAACUGCCUUGAGUAAUAUGUCACCGUGGUUUCACUUUGGUCAGGUUUCAGUUCAGCGAACCAUUCUGGAGAUAAAGAAAUACCGUACCAAGUUUAAGGACAGUGUGGACAGUUACAUUGAAGAAGCUGUAGUGCGACGGGAGCUGGCAGACAACUUUUGUUUUUACAAUAAACAAUAUGACAAGAUUGAAGGUGCUUUUGACUGGGCCCAGAAAACUUUGAAAAUGCACAGCAAAGACCAACGGCCGUAUCUUUAUACACUGAAAGAACUGGAAGAUGGGCGAACACAUGAUUCCUUGUGGAAUGCAGCACAGCUUCAGAUGAUCCAUGAGGGGAAGAUGCAUGGUUUUCUUCGAAUGUACUGGGCUAAAAAGAUUCUGGAAUGGACUACUUCUCCUGAGGAAGCCUUGAAGUUCUCCAUCUACCUGAACGAUCGCUAUGAACUGGAUGGCAGAGAUCCAAAUGGAUAUGUAGGUUGCAUGUGGUCAAUCUGUGGAAUCCAUGACCAAGGCUGGAAAGAGCGACCUGUUUUUGGCAAGAUUCGCUACAUGAAUUACAAUGGCUGUAAGAGGAAAUUUGACAUUGGUCAGUUUGAAAGAAAAUACAGUUACAAUUAGUUUAGAAAUCCAUUGUAAGUCAGUGUGCAUCCUUUCAUAAAAUUGAAUAUUAUGGAUGUCUUUGUUCCAUUUCAUGGCAAAUUCAGGGUGUGUGUGGGUCUAGGAGAUAGAUUAUGAGUAUCAUCUAUCCUGUUAUACACAAAACUCCCCUUAUUCCCACUUAUUUUUUUAAAUGAAGCUCCUGGAUCCACAAAGGCAACAGAGAAAUAUUCUAGAAUCUCUUUUUACUACUACUAGCCAUGGCCAGUCUUACUUUCCUCUUGAUGCUUUCUUUAAUUUUUGUUUUGCCAGAAUUAUGACAUUGCUUCAAUGUAUUGUGAUGCAAUUUAUGUUUAAAGCUAUAUAGAACAUAUCCCACUGUGACUAUUGAGAUAUUCCUGCUAAGGGCUUCUGCUGUCCAUUGCUGGCUGCCAAUAAUAUCUUAACCAAAUAAUUUUAAAGAUAAAGCAAGGCUAAAGGAAAUAGGUAAUGACAGCUCAGUUUUUAGCCCUGGGUUGGACAAAUGGAAUUUUGCACCAUUGUACACAAUGCCAGUUUCCUACCUCUAUUAACCUGCUCCCUUCAGCCUUUUUCUGAGAGGAGGACAAGGGUGACAGGGCUGCCCUACCCUUGCAGCACUCUGAAUGCAUUUGUCCCAACUUUAAUAGGUCACCCCAUUCCCUAUCCCAAUUAGAUGGUGAGCCUACAUUGUAGCCACUCACUUGCCAAUUCCAGGAAAAAUCUUACCCUGGUUUGAGUAGACAGCGAGGUUACAAAAAAAACACUUUCAUUUAUAAAGCACUUCACAAUCUUUGGAAGUCACAAAAGAUGUUACAGCCAAUUAAGAAGUUUUGAAAUUUGUGACAAUUUGUUGUGUACAUAUUGGCUGUUGCAUUUCAAACAUUAAAAGUGGUAUAAUAUUGGAAACAAACGUCCACAAAUAGUAGUCUGAUAAGAACCAAGUCAUAAGACCAUUAGACAUCGGAGCACAUUAAGUCUGCUCUGCCAUUUAAUGAGAUCAUGGCUGAUCUGAUAAUACUCAAUUCCACUUUCCUGAUAUAUCACAAUAACCCUUGAUUCCUUUACUGAUGAAAAGUCUCUCUGUCUCAGCCUUGAAUAUACUUAGCUGAGUCAUUAAGAAUUCCACAGUUCACAGCCCUCGGAGAAGAAAUUCCUCCUCACUGGUCUAUAGUUCCCAGGCUUGUCCUUACCACCCUUCUUAAACAGUGGCACCAUGUUUGCCAACCUCCAGUCUUCCGGCACCUCACCUGUGACUAUCGAUAAUUCAGAUAUCUCAGCAAGAGGCCCAGCAAUCACUUCUCUAGCUUCCCACAGAGUUCUCGGGUACACCUGAUCAGGUCCUGGGGAUUUAUCCACCUUUAACCGUUUCAAGACAUCCAGCACUUCCUCCUCUGUAAUAUGGACAUUUUGCAAGAUGUCACCAUCUAUUUCCCUACAGUCUAUAUCUUCCAAAUCCUUUUCCACAGUAAAUACUGAUGCAAAAUAUUAAUUUAGUAUUUCUCCCAUUUUCUGUGGCUCCACACAAAGGCUGCCUUGCUGAUCUUUGAGGGGCCCUAUUCUCUCUCUAGUUACCCUUUUAUCCUUAAUAUAUUUGUAAAACCCCUUUGGAUUCUCCAUAAUUCUACUUGCCAAAGCUAUCUCAUGUCCCCGUUUUGCCUUCCUGAUUUAACUCUUAAGUAUACUCCUACUUUCUUUAUACUCUAAGGGUUCACUCGAUCUAUCCUGUCUGUACCUGACAUAUGCUUCCUUCUUUUUCUUAAACAAACCCUCAAUUUCUUUAGUCAUCCAGCAUUCUCUAUAGCUACCAGCCUUUCCUUUCACCUUGACAGGAAUAUACUUUCUCUGGAUUCUUGUUAUCUCAUUUCAUUCCCAUUUUCCAGCCGUCCCUUUACCUGCGAACAUCUGCCUCCAAUCAGCUUUCGAAAGUUCUUGCCUAAUACCGUCAAAAUACUGUCAAAUACCGUCAAUACCAUGGGUGGCACAGUGGUUAGCACUGCUGCCUCACAGCGUCAGAGAGCCGGGUUCAAUUCCCGCCUCAGGUGACGGACUGUGUGGAGUUUGCACAUUCUCCCAGCGUCUGCGGGGUUUGCUCCAGAGAUGUGCGGAUCAGGUGAAUUGGUCAUGUUAAAUUGCCCGUAGUGUUAGGUAAGGGGUAAAUGCCGGGGUAUGGGUGGGUUGUGCUUCGGCAGGUCGGUGUGGACUUGUUGGGCCGAAGGGCCUGUUUCCACACUGUAAGUAAUCUAAAAUUGGCCUUUCUCCAAUUUAGAACUUCAACUUUUAGAUCUGGUCUAUCCUUUUCCAUCACUAUUUUGAAAUGAAUAGAAUUAUGGUUGCUGCCCCCAAAGUGCUCCCCCACUGACACCUCCGUCACCUGCCCUGCCUUACUUCCAAAGAGCAGGUCAAGUUUUGCAACUUCUCUAGUAGGUGCAUCCACAUACUGAAUUAGAAAAUUGUCUUGUACACACUUAAGAAAUUCCUCUCCAUCUAAACCUUUAACACUAUGGCAGUCCCAGUCGAUGUUUGGAAAGUUAAAAUCCCCUGCCAUAACCACCCUAUUAUUCUUACGGAUAGCUGAGAUCUCCUUACAAGUUUGUUUCUCAAUUUCCCUCUGACUAUUGCGGGCUCUAUAAUACAAUUCCAAUAAGAUGAUCAUCCCUUUCUUAUUUCUCAGUUCCACCCAAAUAACUUCACUGGAUGUAUUUCCAGGAAUAUCCUCCCUUAGCACAGCUGUAAUGCUAUCUCUUAUCAAAAAUGCCACUCCCACUCUUUUGUCUCCCUUUCUAUCCUUCCUGAAGCAUUUGUAUCCUAGAACAUUCAGCUGCCAGUCCUGCCCAUUCCUGAGCAAUGUUUCCGUAAUUGCUAUGAUAUCCCAGUCCCAUGUUCCUAACCAUGCCCUGUGUUCAUCUGCCUUCCCUGUUAGGCCCCUUGCAUUGAAAUAAAUGCAGUUUAAAUUAUUAGUCCUACCUUGUCCCUGCCUGCCCUGUUUGAUCCACUUCUGUUCUCAGCUGUACCCGUCUCCGAUCGAUCUCUUUCCUCACAGCUCCCUGGGUCCUCCACCACCACCCAGAUAUGAUCCGCAGUAACCCUUAAACUCUCUUUAAAUGCCCACAUCUGACAAGAAGUACAUAUCACUACAAAGGCCAUUUUUGCUCCUUUACAAUCUACAGACCCAGAAAAUAACAUUGUCUUAUUCCUCUACAAACACUGCCCCAGGUUAAGUUAAUAGCUAUGGCUUAUAUUUUAAGUUUAAUCAAGAGACUUAUCUCCAAAAACAUAUAAUCAAGAAAGAAUCCACUGUACCCACUACUGCAGCCUUUCACUUGGACAGACUUAGAACAAUAAUUAACUUAUCUGAUUCUGUGCUGUGAACUUCGCCCAACAGUUCCUCCAAGAUUAGUUGUGAAUUUCACUGUUUGUUAAUUUUCCCAGAUGCACUCCGAUGUCCAGUGAUACACGAAUUCAAACAGCAAAGGCAGUAACUGUGCAGGUUUUCUCUCUCCUGCACUGUCCUCACUCUAUUUUUCCCCUUUCACCUUAAACCUAUGCCCUCUAGUUCUGGACUCUCCUGACCCAGGAAAAAAGACUUUGUCUAUUUAUCCUAUUCAUGUCCCUCAUGAUUUUAUAAACCUCUAGAAGAUCACUUCUCAGCCUCCGUCACUCCAGGUAAAAUAGCCCCAGCCUAUUCAGCCUCUCCCUGUAGCUCAAAUCCUCCAACCCUGGCAACAUCCUUGUAAAUCUUUUCUGAUCCCUAGUAUAUCUUUCUAUAGUUAAGGAACCCAAGUUGUUCAUAUUAUUCCAGCUGUGAUCUGUCUCGUACCUUGUACUGUUUUUGCAAAAUAUCCCUGCUUUUACAUUCACUUCCCUUUGCAGUAAAGGCCAACAUUUCAUUUGCCUUACCUAAGCUCCGUGGGUAAUGGCAUCAGCAUUUUCUGAUUUAUGUAUUGGGACUUCUAAAUCCUAGUGUUCCAUUGCUUUCUACAGUUUUCCCGAUUUAAAUAAUAUUCAACUCUUCUAUGCUUUCUGCCAAAAAGCAUAACGUCACAUUUUCCCACACCAGGUACCAAGUUUUUCUCCCCCCAACAAGUCAUUGAAAAUUUUCAUAUGCUACUGCAGAAUCUCAUCCUCACCACUUGCCUUCCCACCUAUUUUUGUUAUCUACAAACUUCACUAUUAUAGACUCACUUUUCUCAUCCAAGUCAUUAAUAUAUAAUGUAAAUAAUUGUGGCCAAAGCACUGAUCCUGUGGCAGCCUACUAGUUACGGGUGACCUUUAUCCCAAUUCUCUUCCUUAUAUUAGUUGGCUAAUUGUGUAUCCAUGCCAAUAUAUUACUUCCAACACCAUAGAUGCUUAUCCGGUUAUCCUAAUGUGUGGUACCUUAUCAAAUGCCUUCUGAAAAUUCAAAUAUACGACAUCCACUGCUUCCCCUUUAUCAAUCCUGCUUGUUACCUCCUCAAAGAAUUCUACUAAGUUUGUUAGGCAUGCUUUUAACUUUGUGAAGUUACGUUGUUGACUCAGAUCACACAUUUCUAAAUAUUGCUUUUACAUCGCUUAUAUUAGAUGCUUAACAUUUUCCGAAUAAUCGAUAUCAUUAACUGACCUUGCCAUUCCAAAUAAAGGAAUUACAUUAAACAGUUUUCUAGUCCACCAGGACUUUUCCAGAAUAUAAGGAUUUCUGGAAGAUUAUUACCAGUGCAUUCAUUUCUGUAGCCUUUAAGAUCAUUGGAUGUAUCACACUGGAUCCAGGGGACAGAUUGUUCAUUAACUGCAUUAGUUUCCAAGCACUUUUUCCUCUAAUGGUAGUUAAUGUUUAUUUCCUGCUUUUUCGCCUCUUGAAUAUGUAAUAAUUUUAGAAUAUCUUUAGUCUUUUCUACUAUUAAGGACUGAUGUAAAUCUUUUUGCCAACUCCAAUUAUACUAGGGAUAUUUCCUCA